AUCCGAAAACUAGCUUCCGCACCUUGGGUCGGCUAUGGUUCAUCAGCAGGCUCCACCAAAUGCUGAAGCCAAGGAUUCGGCGGAAGAUGGUCAUGGAGAAGCUGAGAGUUGUCUUCCAGACGGGGACGAGACGGAUGCAAAGGAGACUUGCGAGCAGACGGAUGCAAAGGAGACUUGGGACCAGACGGAUGCAGAGGACAGCCAGAUGGUCGACCAAUCUUCAGAGAGAAAUGCAGCAGCAGAUGAGAUCAUGGCGGAGGAGAUCGAUGAGAGCGUACAAGAUGCCUUGCAGCAUGCUGCGGCUGGACGAGAGGACUUGGUUAUUCAGUGGAGAGAGGUUUGCAAGCCUCGAAGGGCUGGUGCAGUCGCGGCUCAGCGCAAGGGCUCGCGGAAAGACUUCGAAGGACUGUUUGAGCAGUGGCUGCAGGCUCGAGACUUGCAGGGAACAUUAGUUCAUGAUCGAUAUGAGAAUGGAUGGAAAGUGUACAACUACACGAAGGAGCCCGCAGUGAAAUGGGAUGACACGUGGGAUGUUGCCUUCCACGGUACUUGGUGGUACUCGGUGUGGAUGGUGUUGGCCACCGGGGUUUUCCUGGAGUCGAACGAUCGAGACAAAGGUCACGACUUUUGGGAGCCCGGGGUCUACUGCUCCCCAAACCUAUCGACUGCCAGAUGGUAUGCUCGACCACACAUACUCUUUGGUGAUGGGGUCUACCACCGUAUCAUUUUUGAGCUCCGUGUGAACACAGCAAAACGGAUUAGGAAUCGACAGCGAGGCGGAGUGCAAUGGAUCUUCAAACCGGAUGCAGUGUCUUUGCACUCCAUAUGGGUGCAGAGGAACGCUCCACCGAAAAAUGGCGAAGAACGGAUCAACACUUGGGACCCAGAUCUGGAAGCUCGUCCCUUUCAAUUGCCAACGGUGGAUCCCGUUGUGAACAGUCGGAUUGGUGAGUUUUCCGACACAGAGCCAGACGAGAUCGGCGAAGAAGAACCUGAUGAGGAGGAUCCUCUCCCUCCGCACCUCGCUUCUUCAAAUCAGUCUCAAGAUCGCUUGGUGCCUCCUGCAAUGGCCACUCCGAGCUAUUUUGUUCAGUGGAGACAGCGAGGUUACAACGGUUACAGGGCGCCUCCAACAAUUGCACCUACUAACGCGUAUGCAAUGAACGGGAAGCAGGACAUGCCUGCUGUCAUCCCAUCAGGAGGAAUGAGUCGGUCAAGCUAUGCCCAGAGGUCAUCGCCAUAUCCCCUUCUGUCACCUACAGGAUGGCAAAGGACGUCCAAUCCAACAAGACCUACGCCUGCUGGUCAUAGGUCAAUGUCGGAGAUGUCCGUGAACCCGACAUGGGGCUCACGCGUCAGCCAGUCACAGCUUCGUCCUGCCGCAAGUUUCUCAAUGCCAACACAACCACCGCCACCGCCCAAAGCAAAAGCUGAAGAGAUCCCCGAUCCGAUCGAUCCUUUCCAGGAGGACUUUGACAAAUGUGCGCACACCUGGGUGGCACCCCUGAAGCUGCCGCCCCGAGUGCCGGUGCGGCGCCAGUGCCGGUGACGGCGC
This is a messenger RNA of Effrenium voratum, 1555 nucleotides long. The record is from the annotation of a GenBank genome assembly. Lineage: Eukaryota; Dinophyceae; Suessiales; Symbiodiniaceae.